AUGAAGUACGCUUACACCGCCGCCGCUCUCGUCAGCCUUGCCCUUGCCGGCCCCGUCGUCGUCAUCGACGACUGUGUCAAGGGCUGCAACUCCGCCCAUGACGACUGCCUCGGCAAGCCGGACGCCCACCGCCCGACCUGCGCCUCCGAGUACGCUGGGUGCCUGGGCUACAACCCGUACGAGAAGCAGCCCUACGAGGCCCCGACCGCCUGCCGCAAGGGCGACAAGGAGCCGACUCACCCGCCCAAGCACGGCCAUGAGAGCAAGAAAGAGGAGGUUGUAGUCGAGCAGUGUGCGUGCGCCAAGGCCUGCACCGAGGAGUGGACUGCCUGCGGCAGCAAGCCAGAUGCCCACAAGCCGACGUGUGCCACCAAGUACACCAAAUGCAUCGGCUACAGCCCAUUCGGACCGGAUGGCGCCCACAUCCUCCCCAAGACCUGUGCCGAUGACGACGGACAUGCCGAGGGCCCUGGCGGUGUGGUUCGCGUCGUCGAAGUCCACGGCAAUGACGGCCACGAGUGUGCCAAGGUCUGCUACGCCAAGUUCAAUGCCUGCCGCGGCAAGCCCGAUGCCCACCGCCCCAGCUGCGACUCGGACUACAAGGGUUGCCUGGGCCACAACCCUUCCCCGGCGGCGGCGCUCCCGGGUACCCUGGCGGCUUUAUCCGCUUCCCCGGCGAUGAUGCUCCGGGUGUCCACUGCACUGGUGGGCCUGGCUCUCCGUGCCAUGGCGGUCCUGGCGGUCCUGGCUACCCGGGCCACCCUGAGCACCCUGAGCACCCUGGCCACCCUGGCCACCCUGGCCACCCUGGCCACCCAGACCACCCGGGCCACCCUGGUCACCCUGGCGGUCCCGGCUAUCCCGGCUACCCGGGCCACCCGGGCGGCCGCGAUCAUUGCACGGGCGGCCCCGAUUCUCCUUGCCACGGCGGCCCUGACUACCCGGGCCAUCCGGGCCACCCUGGUGGUCCGGGCUACCCCGGCCACCCGGGCGGCCCUGGCGAUCAUUGCACUGGCGGCCCCGAUUCUCCUUGCCACGGAGGACCUGACCACCCGGGCCACCCGGGCCACCCGGGCCACCCUGGCUACCCUGGCUACCCGGGCCACCCUGGCGAUCAUUGCACGGGCGGCCCCGACUCUCCUUGCCACGGCGGCCGUGACCACCCGGGCCACCCUGGCGGUCCUGGCUACCCCGGCCACCCGGGCGGCCCUGGCGAUCAUUGCACGGGCGGCCCUGAUUCUCCUUGCCACGGCGGACCUGAGCACCCUGAGCACCCUGAGCACCCCGAACAUCCUGAUCACCCGGGCCACCCUGAGCACCCUGGCCACCCCGAGCACCCUGAGCACCCUGAGCACCCUGAGCACCCCGAGCACCCCGAGCACCCUGAGCACCCCGAGCACCCUGAGCACCCGGGCGGCCCCGGCGCUCCUUGCACUGGCGGCCCUGAUUCUCCGUGCCAUGGAGGCCCAGGCGGCCCUGGCUAUCCAGGUCACCCGGGUGGCCCCGGCGGUCCCGGCUACCCUGGCGGUCCCGGCGGUCCCGGCUACCCUGGCGGUCCCGGCGCUCCUUGCACUGGCGGCCCCGAUUCUCCUUGCCACGGCGGCCCCAAGGGCCCUGGAGCCCCGGCCCGACGCGCACCGCCCGACUUGCGCGUCGGAGUACUCGAGCUGCCUGGGCUACAGCCCCUUCGGCCCUGACGGCUCCCUCAACACCCCGAAGUCGUGUUCCAAGGAUGGCCAGCCCCCGAACAAGGGCCCCGGCGGCGACUACCCCGGCAACAACGGCACCACUGGCACCGGCAACCUGCCCGAGGUGGUCGUUGCUGGCGGCGAGCACAUCAAGCCCGUCAUGGCGCUUCUCGCCCUGGGUAUCCUGGCUGUCCUGUAA
Molecule: messenger RNA, 1887 nt
Organism: Hirsutella rhossiliensis
Lineage: Eukaryota; Fungi; Ascomycota; Sordariomycetes; Hypocreales; Ophiocordycipitaceae
Exons: 3
Coding region: 1-1887 (628 amino acids)
Source: RefSeq, a predicted model, not a curated record